CUCCCGCCGCCGCCGGGAGGGCUCCGCUGUGAGGGGAAGCAGGGGCGCAGCCGCUGGGCGUGCAUCCGAAAGGUGAGAGCCAGCGAGCGAGCGAGCGAGCGGAGGGGGCGGGCAGGCCACGAAAAUGUCCUCGGCCGUGGGGCCCCGCGGUCCUCGCCCACCCACGGUGCCUCCCCCGAUGCAAGAGCUGCCCGACCUGAGCCACCUGACCGAGGAGGAGAGGAACAUUAUCAUGGCAGUGAUGGACCGGCAGAAGGAAGAGGAGGAAAAAGAAGAAGCCAUGCUCAAGUGUGUUGUCAGGGACAUGGCGAAGCCUGCCGUCUGCAAAACACCAAGAAAUGCUGAAACCCAGCCCCACCAACCUUCACCGAGAUUGCAUCAACAGUUUGAAAGCUACAAGGAACAAGUGAGAAAAAUAGGGGAAGAAGCGCGGCGUUAUCAAGGCGAGCACAAAGAUGAUGCACCAACGUGUGGGAUCUGCCAUAAAACGAAGUUUGCUGAUGGGUGCGGCCAUCUCUGCUCCUACUGCCGCACCAAGUUCUGUGCCCGCUGCGGAGGCCGCGUGUCUCUGCGAUCCAACAACGAGGACAAAGUGGUUAUGUGGGUAUGCAAUUUAUGUCGAAAGCAACAAGAAAUCUUAACCAAAUCCGGGGCGUGGUUCUUUGGAAGUGGCCCUCAGCAGCCAAGUCAGGAUGGAACCCUGAGUGAUACAGCUACAGGCACUGGGUCUGAGGUACCAAGAGAAAAGAAGGCACGACUCCAAGAGCGAUCGAGGUCUCAGACACCCCUGAGCACGGCAGCUGCCUCCUCCCAGGACACUGCUCCUCCGAGCGCCCCACCAGACAGGAGCAAAGGGGUUGAACCCUCACAGCAAGCCGUGGGGCCUGAGCAGAAGCAAGCUUCAUCAAGGUCUAGAAGUGAACCUCCGAGAGAGAGAAAGAAGACUCCAGGGCUUUCUGAGCAGAACGGCAAAGGAGCCCUGAAGGGCGAGCGGAAACGCGUGCCAAAGACGGUGCAGCCCGGGGAGGGGGCUGCGGAAGAAAGGGAGCGGAAAGAAAGGCGGGAAACCCGAAGGCUUGAAAAGGGCCGGUCACAGGAUUACUCCGACGUGCCUGAGAAACGAGAUGAGGGCAAAGAGGCGGAUGAGGAGAAGCAAAGGAAAGAGGAGGAAUACCAGACCAGGUACCGCAGCGACCCGAACCUGGCGCGGUACCCGGUGAAACCGCCGCCCGAGGAGCAGCAGAUGCGGAUGCACGCCCGGGUGUCCCGCGCGAGGCACGAGCGGCGCCACAGCGACGUGGCGCUCCCGCGCACCGAGGCGGGCGCCGCGCCGCCGCCCGAGGCCAAGGGCGGCAAGCGCGCGCCGGCCGCCGCCCCCAGGGCCUCGCCGCCGGACUCGCCGCGGGCCUACUCGGCCGAGAGGACUGCGGAGGCCAGGGCGCCGCUGGGCGCCAAGCCGCUGACGAACCACAGCCCGCCGGCGCCCAGGCACGGGCCGGCCCCCGCAGAAGCCCCAGAGCUCAAAACCCAGGAGCCCCUCAGGAAGCAGAGCCGCCUGGACCCCAGCUCGGCCGUCCUCAUCCGGAAGGCCAAGCGCGAGAAGGUGGAGACCAUGCUGCGGAACGACUCGCUGAGCUCGGACCAGUCCGAGUCCGUGCGGCCGUCCCCUCCCAAGCCGCACCGGUCGAAGAGGGGCGGCAAGAAGCGGCAGAUGUCGGUGAGCAGCUCUGAGGAGGAGGGCGUGUCGACGCCGGAGUACACCAGCUGCGAGGACGUGGAGCUGGAGAGCGAGAGCGUCAGCGAGAAAGGUAAGGAGCGGCGCCCGCCGCGCGGGGACCUUUGCGGGCUGAGAGGAGCCCGCUUUAGACGUGAGGCUUGGCAGGCCCACAGGCGGCGGCGUUAUGGCCAAUCGAAGGUUUUCGUUUUGUUUGUUUUACUUAAUUUAUUUAUUUACUUAGUUUGUGGAAUUUUAAAACGUAACUGCAAGCUCAAAUUUAGGUGGCAAGUGUUCUUAGUGCUUCUGUGUCCCGUCAUUCCGGGAAGUUCACUAGCCAAUCCUUAUGUUUUUAAAAUAUUAUUUGAGGGUGGAUUUAUUUUUCCGGGAAAAAUAACUUCUAGAAAAUGAAAAGUGUGCCUUAGAAAGAGAAUGAAACAUUUUUAAAAAACCAAACAAAAGAAAAACUUCAGUGGUGUAAUAUUCCAGUGACAAAGGUUGCAGAUUUUUUUCUUCAGAUUUCUAGUCUUUCUCACAAUUUGUGAAGAAAUUACAAUUUACCCUUGAACUGCACGGGUCUACUUAUGUGGAUUGUUUCAAUAACUAUAUCAAAAAUUUUUUUAGAGAUUUGAGAUGGUUUGAAAAAACUCACAGAUGAAUUGUGUA
This is a messenger RNA of Microcebus murinus (gray mouse lemur), 2380 nucleotides long. Lineage: Eukaryota; Metazoa; Chordata; Mammalia; Primates; Cheirogaleidae. The record is from RefSeq and is a predicted model, not a curated record.